AUGCUUCCUUCUCGUACUUUCUUGACUGGUGUGACCCAUUCAGUCGUCGUUGGACGCGGCGGACUUCACUUCGACCCCGAGAAUGUUGUUGCUGAGAUCGGUGACACUAUCGAGUGGCACUUCACUGCUGCAAACCACUCCCUGGUUCAGUCCGACUUUGCUCACCCCUGCCAGCCACUUGCUGAUGGCACUGGCUUCUUUUCUGGCUUCAACUUUGUUACUGCUGAGGGCCAGAACCCCAAUGUCUACCAAAUCACCGUUGUCGACAAGUCUACCAUCUGGUACUACUGCCCUCAGCCAAAGGGAGCGCAUUGCGUGAAUGGCAUGCUUGGCGUGAUCAACCAGGAUUUUAGUGGGGAUAAGACUCUUUCGAACCAGAAGGUUCUUGCGAAGACUGCCGAGCUCAUCAUUCCUCCCGUCAUCCAGGGCGGCCGCGUUGGUGGCUUCCAGAGGGCCAACCCCAAUCCCCUCAGCGGUUUCUAA
Molecule: messenger RNA, 483 nt
Organism: Trichoderma virens Gv29-8
Lineage: Eukaryota; Fungi; Ascomycota; Sordariomycetes; Hypocreales; Hypocreaceae
Exons: 1
Coding region: 1-483 (160 amino acids)
Source: RefSeq, a predicted model, not a curated record